AUGUAUUUUCCAUCUACUGGAAAAGUAUACUGUUUUCCAUGUGUUCUUUUUGGUGAAGUCCAAAGCCAAUCGCAAUUUCAAACAGGAUUUUCUGAUUGGAAAAAUGCAUCGCCUAGAAUUCAAUCCCAUGAGAAUAGUGCAACGCACCGAGAAUGUCUACAGACACUGAUUAAUAGACGGCGUGUUCAAGGCCGAAUCGACACCUCUUUGGAAAUCACAUUCAACAAAGAAAGAGAAUAUUGGAUAAAAGUUUUACAAAGAGUGGUUUCGGUGAUUAAAUUGUUAGCAUCCCGUGGAUUGGCAUUUCGUGGCAAUGAUGAAGUUAUUGGCUCUCAAAAUAAUAGCAACUAUUUAGGAAUUUUAGAAUUACUUGCGGAGUACGAUCCGUUCCUUAGUUCGCAUUUGGCAAAACAUGGUAAUGUUGGAAAAGGAAGACAAUCAUAUUUGUCUUCAACAAUUUGCGAGGAACUUAUUAAAGUAUUUGGAAGUAAGGUUUUAAAAUUUAUUGUUAACGAAAUUAUUGAAGCCAAAUAUUUCUCAAUAAGCGUCGAUUCGACCCCUGACAUAUCUCAUAUCGAUCAGUUGACUAUAGUGCUGAGAUACGUAUCGUCGAAUGGAGAAGUAGAAGAACGUUUUCUUACAUUUAUUCCUAUCGUAAGUCACAAAGGGGAAGAAAUAGCUGCUACAAUUUUAAAUUUUUUUAAACAAUAUAACAUUGAUAUAAAAAAUGCGAGAGGUCAGGCUUACGAUAAUGCUUCGAAUAUGUCUGGUUGUUACAAUGGUCUGCAGGCGCAUAUCAAGAAAAUAAAUCGUCUCGCACACUACGUUCCAUGUGCAGCGCACUCACUGAAUUUGGUUGGAGUACGUGCUGCGGAGAGCUGGGUUGGAGCAAUCUCAUUCUUCGGAUUUAUACAGGGAUUGUACAACUUUUUUUCGGCGUCAACUCAUCGUUGGAGAAUUAUGCUCGAAAAUCUCGAAAAAGAAGAUGAAUGUAAAAAAUACUCGUCUUUAGUUCUGAAAAAUGUGUCCGACACGAGGUGGUGUGCAAGAGACGAUGCGGCUAAGGCUUUGUCAAAAGGCUAUAAGAGUUUUCAGAAAGCUUUGCAGUCUAUUGCUAAUGGUGAGACUUAG
Messenger RNA from Belonocnema kinseyi, 1131 nucleotides. Its product is annotated as zinc finger MYM-type protein 1-like. The transcript has a single exon. Lineage: Eukaryota; Metazoa; Arthropoda; Insecta; Hymenoptera; Cynipidae. Bases 1 to 1131 code for a protein of 376 amino acids. The record is from RefSeq and is a predicted model, not a curated record.